AUGGACAGUAGGCGUGGCUUCCGCCGGUGGACCGUCAGUCUGACAGUGGUUCUUACCGUCUUUGUGGUGACAGUCGACCCAUCAGUAUCAGACACCACCGAGUCACCGGCGAACCCAACUGUGACGCCAGCGGACGCGACUCAGACGCCUUUGGACGUAACCAGCUCCCCGGAACCGACUCAGCUAUCGACAGCCUCAGGAAAUGUCAAGCACCGCAUGAACACGAAUAUACACCCGCUGAUUAUCCGUCAUCUGGAUUGGAGCAGAACUACUGCCGGAAUCCGGAUAAUGAUCCUACAGUUUGGUGCUACACCACGGAUCCUGGCGAAAGAUGGGAGUAUUGCGAUGUCCCAGCUUGUGCCACAGACCCAACCCCGCCGCCAACAGAUCCCACCCAGCAGUCAACAGGUCCAACCCAACAUCCAACAGGUCCCACCCAGCAACCAACAGACACGACCCAGCCUCCAACAGACCCGACCGAGCCCCCAACAGACCCGACCCAGCCACCAACAGACCCGACCCAGCCACCAACAGACCCGACCCAGCCACCAACAGACCAGACCCAGCCCCCUACAGAUCCGACCCAGCCACCAACAGGUCCAACACAGCCCUCAACAGAUUCGACCCAGCCUCCAACAGACCCAACCCAGCCACCAACAGGUCCAACCCAGCCCUCAACAGAUCCGACCCAGCCUCCAACAGAUCCGACCCAGCCUCCAACAGAUCCGACCCAGCCUCCAACAGAUCCGACCCAGCCUCCAACAGGUCCAACCCAGCCUCCACCUGACCCGACCCAGCCGCCAUCAGGUCCAACCCAACAACCAACAGGUCCGACCCAGCCGCCAACAGAACCAACCAAACAAACAACAGACCCGACCCAGCCUCCAACAGAUCCGACCCAGCCUCCAACUGACCCGACCCAGUCGCCAACAGAUCCGACCCGGCCGCCAACAGAUCCGACUCAGCCACCGGCAGACCCGACCCAGCCACCAACAGAUCCGACCCAACCCCCAACAGAUCCGACCCAGCCACCAACAGAUCCGACCCAGCCACCAACAGACCCGACCCGGACUCCAACAGAUCCGACCCAGCCGCCAACAUAUCCGACUCAGCCAACAACAGACCCGACCCAAGCACCAACAGACCCGAGCCAGCUGCCAACAGAUCCAACGCAGCUAUCCGCAGUUACAGGUACAGGUUUAG
This is a messenger RNA of Branchiostoma belcheri (Belcher's lancelet), 1203 nucleotides long. RefSeq names its product glutenin, low molecular weight subunit-like. The record is from RefSeq and is a predicted model, not a curated record. The transcript is spliced from 4 exons. NCBI's taxonomy places the organism in Eukaryota, Metazoa, Chordata, Leptocardii, Amphioxiformes, Branchiostomatidae. The coding region runs from base 1 to 1203 and encodes 400 amino acids.